Hordeum vulgare subsp. vulgare (domesticated barley) is the source of this 1515-nucleotide messenger RNA. Its product is annotated as disease resistance protein PIK6-NP-like. Bases 1 to 1119 code for a protein of 372 amino acids. The record is from RefSeq and is a predicted model, not a curated record. The transcript has 2 exons. Lineage: Eukaryota; Viridiplantae; Streptophyta; Magnoliopsida; Poales; Poaceae.
AUGUGCACCCAACAGUUGAGGUCAUUCAGUGUCACCCAAUGUGAUGUUCAUGUGAUGCCAUCACUUUCAAGUUUUGAAGCUUUACGUGUCCUAGAUAUGGAAGAUUGUAGUUCUAUUGCAGAUGGCAUUUAUCAUCUAGGCCAUCUUGGGAGUUUGAUCCAUUUGAGGUUCCUGGGAUUGCGGAACAUGCCAAUAGAUAAGCUACCAGAAGAAAUAGGGAAUCUGAAGUUUUUGCAGACACUGGACUUGGAGAGUACUGGAAUAGAAGAAUUGCCACAAAGUUUUGGUCUGCUAAGGCAACUCAAGUGCUUGCAUUUUAAAGUCCGUGAAGUAACAGUUGGGAUGCAUUUGCUGGGAAACCUAACAUCAUUGGAAAAGCUACUGUUGGUAUUUGACACUUGGUCUCCUGAGUUUGUAGCAGAGCUGGGCAAGCUGACGAUGCUGAGGAAUCUCAACCUUUUCUCUUUUGAUGGCCGAGUCUUGAAUGAUAACCAGAUGAAAGCGCUGGUGAAGUCUCUUGUCAAACUGCAAAAGAUCGAAGUUCUGGGCAUUGACUUUCUUUAUAGUGUGAGUAUUGGACACCAAGACUGGGAAGGUUAUGUACCACCUCGACAACUGCGUGAACUCAGCCUAAGAACGGAGAGCAACAUAUUGCCGGCGUGGAUAAGCCCGUCGCUUAUCCCGAAAGUCACCAGUUUAUCGCUCAUGCUGAAGGAAGUGAAGGCGCGGGAUAUGGAGAUUCUUGGGAGUUUCCCAGAGCUCAUUACUCUAUGGUUGAGUGAUCAAGGGUUUGGCAACUCGCAGGACUUUCUCCCAGAUGUCGUGGGGGAGUUAUUCCCCAAGUUGAGGUACUUUUGUACACCUGCACCGCUGAGGUUUCUGCAGGGAGCGAUGCCGAGCCUUGAAUCCCUUGAGUACACUUAUCUCCAAGUGAAUCAGUUGAAGCGUGACAGAAUAUUUGUGUUUGAGUUUGGUAGCUGGGAAAACCUACAUUCACUCCAGAAAGUGAAAGCUACCAUCCGUCCAGAUGCAGCUCAUGAGAAUGAAGCUGUGGUCGCGCUGGAGCUCGUAGCCAACCAACAUCCCAACCGUCCUAACCUUACAGUCAAUAUUUGGUGAGGGCGUCUCAAGCUAAUUAACUAAUUGUCGCCACGGCAAUUAAUGUGGUACCUACUACACUUCCUUUCCAAGCAAGCUCCUCCUCGAUCGAUCUUCACUUCAACUAUUAUCAAUCUGCACCUGCAACUGAUGAAUGGCGUGCACCAAGAGAUUAUACCACUACUUAAUCUAUGCACCUGGAUUCUUUUUUUUUACCAAGCUCUGGGAUUGUAAUAAGCUACCUUUCAUUUUUUUUAGGCGACGAUGCUAUCAGGUUUUUGUCCCAUGGUUCAGCAAAAACUGAUGCUAGCAGUGGGUUUCCUCAUAGUGCGCAAAACUCAUCACCCCUUUUCCCUUUUGCUGCUUAACAGUUCGAUGUUUUUGCAAUGGAUCUCGCUAGGAAAAUUUUACUUAUCA